This is a messenger RNA of Chironomus riparius, 351 nucleotides long. The record is from the annotation of a GenBank genome assembly. NCBI's taxonomy places the organism in Eukaryota, Metazoa, Arthropoda, Insecta, Diptera, Chironomidae.
AUGUCUAGCCGAAAAACAGUGCUGGAACUUUAUAAAAGAUUAAAUAAAAUAGCAAAGGAAGUGUUUGAUCAAGAUGUGAGGGCAUUAAAUCAAGCACAGGAGAAAAUCCGAAUAGAAUUUCGUAAGAAUAAGGAUCUUGAAAAGCAAGACGAAAUAGAUCAAAAAAUUAAGAUCGGCAUAGAUGUUGGAGAAAUUCUAAAAAAGCAAGUCGUUCAAAUUGUUAAGAAACCCGAGGUUAAUGUUUACGAAUUGAAGCUAAGGAACUCUACAGAGAAAUUACAGAAUACUAUAUUUAAACCUAAUGUUGAACUUCCACCACCAAGAAGUAAGAAGUGUAAAGAUCCAAGCUGA